Molecule: messenger RNA, 498 nt
Organism: Dendroctonus ponderosae (mountain pine beetle)
Lineage: Eukaryota; Metazoa; Arthropoda; Insecta; Coleoptera; Curculionidae
Product: HSPB1-associated protein 1-like
Exons: 4
Coding region: 1-498 (165 amino acids)
Molecular function (GO): 2-oxoglutarate-dependent dioxygenase activity
Source: RefSeq, a predicted model, not a curated record
AUGAAGCAAAUGAUCUUAAAUACCAAGGAGCCAUUAUUGAUAACGAACCAAAUGAAAUGUAAGUUAAUAUCAUGGAGUCUCCAGGACUGGAAAAAUGAAUUAGAUACUAAAUUGCUGAAGUUUCGAUGUGGAAAAAAUGAAUAUACAGAGGAACCGCAAUGGGAGUCAAAAACUGUAGUUAAGUCUGCAACGUUACAAGAUUUUUUAAAUAAUAUUAAUUCCAACGAAACUGAAUGGUGGUAUUUUGAUUAUAAAUAUAUGUUCGAAUGGUUUAAUGAGAACGACAAUUUUAAAGAAAAAAUAGACUGGUCCCCACUGGGAUUUCCUGAAUUAAGUUAUAAAGAUUCAACAAUAUGGAUUGGUUCAAAAGGAGCCCAUACUCCUUGUCAUGUUGAUACUUAUGGAUGUAAUGUGGUAUUACAAGUUUUCGGAAGGCUACAGUUAAAAUUGCAAUCUAAACGAGACUUUCUUCACCAAAAAAUCAAAAAGUGUAUAUGA